Chara braunii is the source of this 878-nucleotide messenger RNA. The record is from the annotation of a GenBank genome assembly. NCBI's taxonomy places the organism in Eukaryota, Viridiplantae, Streptophyta, Charophyceae, Charales, Characeae.
UAGAAGAGGGAGAGAAACCGCCGCACGAGGAGGUGAUGGCCGAUAAUGCGCAUGGCGCGCCGCGUGAUGAUGUCAUCGCUGCGGGGAAGUGGUGGUGGCGAUCGGAGGACAGAGAGAAGAACGGCGGCGGCGGCGGCGGCGAUCCCGACCUUGUCGACCAGCACGCAGGGGGGGAAGCGCGCGGGGGAGGUGGUCCCAUCGGCACUCGUGACGGCGACGAGCAAGGAGAAGACGAAGGGGAAAGCGAUGGCGAAGAAGGGGGGGAGAUCGAGGGGCUCCGUGAUCGGGGGGAUGGAUGCUUGUGAGUCUGAGGGUGCGGAGAGGGAUGAGAGAGAGAAGGAGGGGGUUUGGGUGGUGGAGGACCCAUGCUCCCUGGCGCAGCACGGGGAGUCGAUUGAGGAGCCGGCGGAGAUGGCGGCACAGCCUGCGCGUCACCGUCCUGGUCCAGAGACAGAGGCGGCGGAGAUGGGAUCCUCAUGCCUGUACGUGAUGGCAAGGGCGGAAAAGAGCGCACCGCAGUGCGCAGACCUAGAGUGCGGGGGAGAGCGACAGAUGACACAGAAGAAGAUAGCAAUGGAAGGGAGGAAAGCGGUAGUGGCUUACACACCCGUAAAGAAGGCCAGGGUGCAUUCAGAAGCGACCGGAAGAGACGGGGCAAAAGGAGAUGAUCGAAUCACAUGGGAAAAUGUACAAGGGAAAGGAGAGGAAAACGAAGAAAAGUUGACGCGGAAAGGGGGAGAGGCGAGGAGAGAGUUAAGCGAAGCGCCAUCAACGCCACAAGUCUGACUCUAAUCACCUUCACGUCAUGAAUACCCACUUGAAGCCCCUCUGCUCACUUCUUACCGGAAGAUCGAGAUCAAUCAAUUGCCACAUCCACG